AUGGAGGCUUCGUCUUCUCGCAAGGUAGAAAUCACAGUCUUAUCUGCGGAAAAUCUCCGUCUUAAUAAAAAACUGGUGACAAAGAACACAUUCGUCAUCGUCCAAACUGAUCCUUUCAACUGCCAUACAACAAGAACCGAUACGCUAGGAGGAGGGUAUCCUUCAUGGAACGAGAAGCUUGUUAUCGACUUGCCCAUGCAUGCACGCUAUAUCUCUUUAGAAGUACAGACCAAGAGUUCUUCAGGGAACAGAAGUAUUGGAUUUGCGAAGAUACCAGUAUCUGAUUUUACUGGAGGGUAUGUACCAGAGAGUUAUUUGCACUUUUUGAGUUAUAGAUUAAGGGAUGCUAGGUGGGAGAAGAAUGGGAUAAUCAAUGUCUCAGUGAGAGUAAAGACGCCAGGAUACGCAAAGAGUUCGUCUAAAACAGGAUUGAAGGAGACAGAAUACCCAUCGUUUUCGUCGCAAGCUUCAAAUAAAAAAGUGCAGGGAUAUGGGUCUUGUUCAUUACAGGUUACAAGGCCGAAUGUGCAGGGAUAUCCAUCGUUUACAUCGUCGGUCACAGGGCCAAAUGUGCAGGGAUAUGCAUCGUUUUCAUCUCAGGCACAUUUAGGAGUUCCGGUUGGUGGAGUGGUGAGGGGUGUACCUGUUUGGGGUACAAAUCGUGCAUAAAUAUUAUUUGAUAUAUCCAAGGGAUUAUGAAAAUUGAGAGGCCUAUAUACAUACAUACGUACAACAGCAUAUGAAACAUAAAGAUUUAUUUUUAUUUUUCGACAAAAGGAUUGAUGAUUGUAAUUAUUUUACAGAAAGGAAUUCUAGCUAUUGCUGGACUGCAUCUGUAAUUGGUGUCAUAAUUGUUUGCGAUUUCUGCUAUGUUAACAAAUUCAUUCUUAAUUAUAGAUGCUGCCUAUGUUUUAUUGCAUGCAGUUUGGAUGGUAUGAACUUUGGCCCAAUGAAAUAUUUUCUCUCACCUUUUAUCAGUUAUUUAAAAAAAUUAAAUGGAGGGGAAAAGAGACAGCCAGACAGGAGAGCAUCUAGAGAAUAGUGUUCAUGCAGAAUUGUAAUAGUGGUGGUAUUGUGUCAACACAUGACAUGCUAAAUGGAAAGUUGACAAAGUCAUAAUAACAUGUUAAAUGAAAUAAGGUUGACUGACUGACAUAGUCAAAGCUGACUGACGUAUUCCCCUUU
Molecule: messenger RNA, 1185 nt
Organism: Pistacia vera
Lineage: Eukaryota; Viridiplantae; Streptophyta; Magnoliopsida; Sapindales; Anacardiaceae
Product: BON1-associated protein 2-like
Exons: 1
Coding region: 1-669 (222 amino acids)
Biological process (GO): defense response
Source: RefSeq, a predicted model, not a curated record